Molecule: messenger RNA, 1826 nt
Organism: Phyllotreta striolata
Lineage: Eukaryota; Metazoa; Arthropoda; Insecta; Coleoptera; Chrysomelidae
Source: the annotation of a GenBank genome assembly
UCAUAAUGACGUAACCGAAACUAACGGUUCAGAGUUUUCUAAUUUAUUAUUAUUUUAUAAGACUUUUAAUUCUUUAAAAUCGUGUGAAUACCGAGGAGUAUUUAUUUUAAAACAUGCCAGAAAGUCCCGAAAAAUCGAACCCUCCGAAAUGGCUCCAUCCGUCCGAGGUUAUGAAACUGCACAAAUUAAAGCAGAAAAAGAAGGCCCUACAAGCUAGAAUUAAAGGAAACGACCAACAACCGAUCGCCAACGGCGUCAAACGCACUUUCGAGAACGCUUUCACGAACCAAACGAGCAACAAUCCAUUCGUAAAAUACACUAAAAAACCCAAAACCGAUUCGAGCAUUUUCCUCGACGAAUCCACCGAUCAAACGCUAUUCAAACUCCUCAAUUUGAAACAACCGGCAGCUUCACCUUCACCAGGCGGGUCUUUCACCUCUUUCAGCAACAUAUUGAAUCGCAUAGACGAUUGCAAUCGAACCGAUAGAGUGGAAAUAGUCAAAGAACAGGGCAAGCAUCGGCUACCCAUAGACUGGACGUUGAAAGACAAAGUCAGGCUAAUAUCGCUGAAACCCCUACCAUGGAGCCAAAAGUUGAAAAUCAGCGAAGAAGCCAGCGGAUUAACAGCCUUCGCGAGGUGCCUCGGAGACGACGUAGAGAACAAUUUAGACUCAUCGUCUAACGCUAAAUUCUUCCAAAGCUGCUUGUACUUCAUCCACCCGAACCUACCUUGGUUGCAGACCUUUCCGCGAAGCUCCAGUAAAGGAAGAACAGUUACAAACCACGUCACCAAAACCAUGAAGGAAACCCUGCACCAAUCGUGGUGUGAUAGUUUAAGAUCUCUCUUUCAGCUAGUCAGGACUAAGCAGUGUCCGUUCUUUUACGCUUGCACUAACAACUAUACUGUGCUCUUCCGAGCGGCCGGUAUAAACUCUUUUACUGACAUCCAUGUGCUUGUCACACCAACAACGAGGGGUUUUCGGAACUUGCUCAAGCAGGAAGAUAUAGAGUACAGCAUGCCGCUGAAAAGGAGGAGUCCUUCAGAUUCGGGGUACGAGUCCCCGGAUACUUCAAUAAAAGAUGAAGAAGACGUUGCCGAUGAUAAUUGGAUGAAAAGCAUGGGGAUUAACGAUGAUGAUAUUAAACAAAUUAAUUAUAGUCAGGAUAAAAUAGUGCAUAAGAUCGAAUGCGAAGUAGAUAAUAGCGAAGAAAGUCUAGUCAUGAUAGAGGGAGCUGAAGUGCACAGUUUCUACAAUUUCCUGCUGAAUUGCAAGAGCUUGAUACCUUUCACGGGGCCCCUCGCCGGCGUGCCCCCUACUCUCCUGGCGCCGGUGGCUUUCCAGGGAUCCACGUUGAGUUCGUUGAAAAUUCGAGAAAAUAAGGUUUUUAAAGACAACAUUAACUACUAUUCGGUGGAACUUUCGGGUCCCAUUUUGCCUAAUAUGAUGCAUACUUUGUUCGCCUUGAGCCAACCCGAGCACAGUUUAACCGCUACUUUCAACAAUAUCGCAUCUACAGGGUGUUUUAGUAAAUUAAAAAACGAUAAAGGAAAGACUGACGUUGAACAAGGAACGGCUGUGUUCGGCAAGGAAAAUCUAUCCGAUUGUGGGUUACUACCCGUUGUUUUGAAGCAUUUUUGCGAUCCCGAUACUAGCUAUAUCAGUAACGUAGAAUGCGUGAAGUACAGCAGCGAAAACAAGACUUUCACUUGGUCAUGAGAUUACUAAGUAUGUUUAGUUCUUUUAAAUUAGGAUUAUAAGUAAUUUUCUUCACUGUAACUGUUUUAACGAUCUGUAAUUUAUUUUAUAAAACUUGAUUUUUCUAGA